CGCAAGCCCACGUGAUGACAACAAUCGCCGGCCGCGAACAACAACCCGACGAAUUUCCCGUCUGUUUUGUUACUGUUAAUAGUGGUAUUGUUGGUAUUGUUAACACAGGAUUUGUUUAUCUCGUCCAAGGUAAAUGACAUUUAAGCAUGACUGAAAAUUGUAAAGAUGAGCCAUGUACUUUGGAGGAGGAAGAAGACAGCGAUGAUAACGUGUUACACUCUCUACCUCCUGCAUUACUGCAAACUACAUCUAGUCUCAGAUGUGAGAGCAAGAUGAAACCACAACAUGAUUCUUCUUUAGAGAGUGAUCGCAGUGAGCUCAAGUACUCUUUACACCAGAUCAGCCGGAGAAAUGUGCAACAGAACAAGGAUAAUCAUGGACUUUCAAAGCUUCAAAAAACGCUACGUAGUGACAUUGAACAGGGAGGAAUAACAAAGCUGAUUGAAGAGGAGGAUGAGAGACAUGGACAAAGUAGUCACCAGGACCAACAUCUUGAGUCAACACUUCACAACAAAAACACAACUUGUAGAUCAGAAAAUAAUGCUAAGGAAACUUUGUUGCCAGAGCAUGAAGAAAAACUGCAGCAGUAUGCAUUAGAGGAUGAAAGAAUUGCACCACUGCACCCAGGAGAAGAGAUAUUUUGUAAAGGCAAGAUAGGCAAGAUUUUCUCAUUUCCGGGAAGGCUCUCUUUGCUAGACUGUGGUUUUAAUUCAAAUAAUGCUGAUGCUAUGGAGAAACUUUUGAUGACAUCAGCAUCAGAGGAACUUGAGCAAUUGAUUGUAUCACGUACCAUCGAUGACAUGUACCUGGUGAAACAAUGCCCGAAUUCUGUCAUGUUGUGGCUCCUUCAACUCAUGUCCAUCCAUGAAGGAAUGAUGAUCGCUGGCACUAUCUUUGAUAUGAUGUGGUCAACAAUGAACUUGUUUUCACAUUUACAUGCAACCAUCGAGCCGUGGGUUCCAACAAUUAAAGACAUUGUGGAAGUCUUCAUGAACUAUGGAGCAAAGAUGGAUACUUUGUUGCCACCUACAAUUUUUCAAGAGCAUUUUACCAUCAGAGUUGUUGACUGUCCUCAAAGUAAGCAUCCACAGGCUGUACCAAGACUUCUCCCUGUGUCUAAUCUACGUCAAGUAAUACAAAUGUUGACACACUGUUUAGUGAUAGCACGUAAUAGGAAAGCCUCUCUAAACAACAAAGAUUUACAAUCACUUGCCUACAUAAUAUGCAAAGUUUCUCUGGAUAAGCAACUUACUGGAUGUGCAGUGCGGGUUGAUUUUGAACAAUGCUUAGCUGCUAUUCUCAGUUGUUUUGAUGAAGGAACUUGGCACCAUGAGGCAAGCGUUGUUUGUAAAAUGCUUAUCCGCUGCAGUGAUCACCACCACAAUUUAGUUUAUUUGGCUCAACUGAUACCAGCAAGUAUACAUCGUGGACGUGUGUUUCGUCGUUUAUUGAGCUAUGCUGCUUUGAGGAAGCUAACAAGCCAUAGUGAGAGUGUUGAUCAACAUUAUGAAGGAGACUUUGGAGAACUAAAGGUGAAUGACUUGCUUCCUUUAUUGUCAAAAUUGAACCCGAAGAGCAGGUUGGAAGUUGAUUAUCAGCACCUACAUAGUGUUAUCACUCUAGUGGAUCUAGCUGUUGGAAGCAAUAUUUAUCUCCUCAAAUCAUCAGACAAGGAAUCCUUGGCAAGCCUGGUAAUAAAGCUGCGAGAUAUGGCAGGAGAUAUCCGCGAGAGUCAUAAACAUUUGUGUCGCACUCAAGUCAAAGAUAUGAUGAUUCAAACAGCAAGCAAACUCACUUACUUUGAGCAAAAUCUAACGACCAAACAGACGUAUCUGCAAACUAUUUUGAAUUACGACCAAUGUUUCAGUGAAGACCCUUCAAACACUGCCCAUUGUGAGAGUAAUCACCAGUUCGAUAAAGACCUGGAAAUAGAGGCUAGUGUCCCCAGCGACAGUUAGCAACAAUCAAGGUGAAUGUAGCAGAGAAGAACCCCAAGCUAAUCUAAUCAUAGUAAGCAGUAUUGCACACCAGACAUCUUCAGAAAAGAAAUCUUUUAAUACAUAUUUUUGGUAAUUCAGGAAUAUUCAUUUAAACAUAACAUGAGAUUUGCCAAGGGAAACCAAGUAAUAGACUUUCAAGAUGUUUUUUUUCUGGUUAAGGUUAAUCCAUAUCAUCCUUCUUCAAAAGUAUACUGACUUUAUGACUACAGCUGUACACAAACUAAAUAAAAUCUUCAGGUACUGUAAUAUUAGAACAAGAGGACUUGUCCAUCAUAAAUGUUCACCUUUUUUAGAAAAGUGACCAUAAUGUAUCUUUCAAAAUAAAUAAAUAAAUAAAUAAAUAAAUAAUUGAUUAAUUUUAAACUAUAAGUUGUCUCAGACAAUCUAAAGUUUCCUUAAGAUAAACGCAACGAUUUAAUGCAAUACCACUAACUCAUUCACAUUCACUUCACUUGUAAAUUAAUGCUACCUUAAUCAGCAUUUAGUUUCAGAUCAGCAAUCAGCAACAGAUUUCAUUGAAAAGUCAAAUCAGAUCAUUCAGAUUCAAUCUUUUUCCUUGAAAAACAGAAACCUUUGAAUUGAAGAGUUAAUUGUGAUUCGAAGUGAGUACAUUGCUCUGUCAAUUGAAUUUAGAACAAAAAUAUGUUUGUUUAAUGUAAUUUUAAAAUGUUUUGAGCACUGAUGUGGAUCCCCACUUUCUCACCAACAUUUCGAUUUGCAACAGACUUGUAGUCAUUAAUAAAGGGUACUGUAUAACAAAAGAUAGGGAAAUUAAUUCAGUCUAAACAAAAGCAAGAAGAACUAGACAUUAGGCCUAAAAAAAAUAUAUGUUGGAUUGCCCUUUCACCUGAAUUUUUGCUUGGGUCGGUCGGUCAAGAUUUGUUUUCCUCUUUCAGAUGUCAAAGAACGCCCAAAACUGCAUAACCAUUUCAUGGCAGAUCAGUUGUCAAACAAGCAAGGUAUUAAUCAUCUUAUACUGUACAUCUCGUUUCAAGCUCUCUUUUUGCGUCUUUAUUUUGGCAAAUUCCUUCAAAAACAAUUUCCAAGAGUCAUUUCAUUCACCAUGUUUUUCGUCCGUUCAAUAAACGAGCGAUACCAUAUAUGGGCAUUACUGGUAACAGCGCCCUCUGUUGUUCAAUGGAGUGUUAGACUGAUUCCUUGUGAAAUCAUGACGUCGGAUAAACAGGCGUGUGGUUUGAUAUGUGACACAGGCUCGCCCUAUCCGUGCGUGUGAGGGAAAUCGAUCUACAUUUGUACGUUGCAUUUUUGUGAACGUUGAAACCACGACUGUUGCACUGGAUAAUUAUUAUUGUCGACCAAAAACAAAUAUUUGUGUCAAAUCAACCAUUUUGAAAGCAUAAAAUAUUCAUGAAAUCAAAAUUUGGAAAUAAACAAAAAACGAAAAUAAAAAUAAAUAAAAAACGCGACCAAAAUUUUGCUACUUUUACGGUCGGUCGGGAUAGGGCAAUCCAACAAUUUUUUUAGGCCUAAGGUAUUUGUGCGCAAACACAAAGCUGUUCCGUGUUGUUUUGCUUCGAUUAAGUGCUUCAAAGAUGAUAGUUGGUCUGAUUUUUUGAAGAGUUGUGGUCUUUACCCAAGAUGUCUGUAACUGAAAAAAAAAAAAAAUUGAAAAUUGUUGUGUAGUUCUUGAGAUAUGGUCCCACUCCCGGUUGACCCGA
Messenger RNA from Asterias rubens (European starfish), 3679 nucleotides. Its product is annotated as protein FAM178B-like. The coding region runs from base 147 to 1958 and encodes 603 amino acids. The record is from RefSeq and is a predicted model, not a curated record. NCBI's taxonomy places the organism in Eukaryota, Metazoa, Echinodermata, Asteroidea, Forcipulatida, Asteriidae. The transcript has 18 exons.